Molecule: messenger RNA, 537 nt
Organism: Physeter macrocephalus (sperm whale)
Lineage: Eukaryota; Metazoa; Chordata; Mammalia; Artiodactyla; Physeteridae
Product: V-type proton ATPase subunit G 1-like
Exons: 1
Coding region: 62-418 (118 amino acids)
Biological process (GO): proton transmembrane transport
Cellular component (GO): vacuolar proton-transporting V-type ATPase complex
Molecular function (GO): proton-transporting ATPase activity, rotational mechanism
Source: RefSeq, a predicted model, not a curated record
GGAGGGGGCGAGCGAGCCGAUUUAGGCCUGUGUGUGGCGUCUCGGAGACGCCGCCGCAGCUAUGGCCAGUCAGUCGCAGGGCAUCCAGCAGCUGCUCCAGGCCGAGAAGCGGGCCGCCGAGAAGGUGUCCGAGGCCCGCAAGCGAAAGAACCGGAGGCUGAAGCAGGCCAGAGAAGAAGCCCAGGCUGAAAUUGAACAGUACCGCCUGCAGAGGAAGAAGGAGUUCAAGGCCAAGGAAGCUGCGGCUCUGGGAUCCCACGGCAGUUGCAGCACUGAAGUGGAGAAGGACACCCAGGAGAAGAUGACCAUCCUUCAGACCUACUUCCGGCAGAACAGGGAUGAAGUCCUGGACAACCUCUUGGCCUUUGUCUGUGACAUCCGGCCAGAAAUCCAUGAGAAUUACCGCAUAAAUGGAUAGGGGAAGAGCAAAAGCGCUGUGCCAUGGAUUGGCAUUUUAGAUGCCUUCAUAGAAUAUGAGGCUUUAACAAGGCUUGGGUUAUAUUCUUGUGAAAAGGCAUUAAAUUAUUUCUGUAUAUU